AUGUGCUCAAUCUCACAGAUGCGACUCUUUCCGCCAUAUUAUCUUCUUGACUUUGUUGACAUUUUUGUUCCUCAGAUAUCUCCAAGAACCUUAGGCGAGUUUGCAAAACCUGAUCACUGGAUGCUUUAUGGGCGCCCACUGCGGGGAGCUUUAGUACAGGCACAACAAACCAAAGAAGAUCUUAAAAAUAAAUACCCACUGUUGGAUAUUUUGCUAAUGGCUGCUGGUAAACUCAUUGGUGGGGUUGACUUUCGUAAUUGGUUUUCGAAUUAUAAGAUAAGAAAUGAAAGAGUUACACUCUUGGUUGCUAUUGCUGUAUUGGGUCAGAGAGUUGCACUCAACAUAAUACCGCAGUCAGAAAUUGCAAUGGAAUUAGUAGCAAGUGCUAUGCAAGUUUGUCUACAUAUUACAGAAGAUCAUGGAACUAUUCUAUCAACAUACUUGUCUGAGCCCACUUUAACUGAGGCUGCUGCAUAUAUCAUGAACAUUGACAAUGGGUUACUUGUACCAGAUCUGCUGACUAU
Paraglomus occultum is the source of this 524-nucleotide messenger RNA. Lineage: Eukaryota; Fungi; Glomeromycota; Glomeromycetes; Paraglomerales; Paraglomeraceae. The record is from the annotation of a GenBank genome assembly.